Mytilus trossulus (common blue mussel) is the source of this 665-nucleotide messenger RNA. RefSeq lists its product as uncharacterized. The record is from RefSeq and is a predicted model, not a curated record. The transcript is spliced from 5 exons. Lineage: Eukaryota; Metazoa; Mollusca; Bivalvia; Mytilida; Mytilidae. Bases 59 to 529 code for a protein of 156 amino acids.
GAAUUGGCAGUUUAACACUGAUUGCCAAACAUAUACACAUCACGGCGGAUUAACAAUUAUGUGUCAUCAAAUAACAGAACGCUUCCUUGUUGUCCGACAACAGGGUUCUGACAACUUCGAAUGUUAUCCGAUCUUUUACAAUCUUCAAUCUCCUUUAAUGUUUACAUUUGGAUUAAGUGACGGAAUCAAAACGUUUGCCAACAAAACGGGAGAAUUUACAGAUAUAUGUGCAGUCUGUAAAUUGUCAGUUGCCACUUUGGUAGCUAAAGUUUUAGGAUCACCUGCCUUGCCCCCACCGUCUCGUUCCUGUGAUAUACCUUCAAUGUGCCCCUCACCUGGUAAAGCAUGUAGUGCGAAUGACGUCAUCCCUAAAGGUUCUGGAUGUCCAAUUCCUACACCAACCCCAACUGAACCAACAACAACCACGCCUGAACUAACAACAAGUGUGCCUACAAGUACUUCUGAAACAAAGACAGCGACUCGUGUCUACCGCAGUCAUUGCAGGAAGAGAAAUCACCGAUAUCCUUAGUGUCAUCAUAUAGUGACAUGAGAAAUUACCGACAUCUUUAGUUUCAUCAUAUAGUGACAUGAGAAAUCACCGACAUCCUUAUUGUCAUUAUAUAGUGACAUGAGAUAUCACCGACAUCCUUAGUGUCAUCAUAUAG